Molecule: messenger RNA, 408 nt
Organism: Procambarus clarkii (red swamp crayfish)
Lineage: Eukaryota; Metazoa; Arthropoda; Malacostraca; Decapoda; Cambaridae
Source: RefSeq, a predicted model, not a curated record
AUGCAGAAGAAAGAACAAGACCACAAGAAUGCAGAAGAAAGAACAAAACCACAAGAAUGCACAAGAAAGAACAAGACCACAAGAAUGCGCAAGAAAGAACAAGACCAGAAGAAUGCACCAGAAAGAACAAUACCACAAGAAUGCACAAGAAAGAACAAGACCACAAGAAUGCACAAGAAAGAACAAGACCACAAGAAUGCACAAGAAAGAAUAAGACCACAAGAAUGCAAAAGAAAGAACAAGACCACAAGAAUGCAAAAGAAAGAACAAGACCACAAGAAAGAACAAGACCACAAGAAUGCACAAGAAAGAACAAGACCACAAGAAUGCACAAGAAAGAAUAAGACCACAAGAAUGCAAAAGAAAGAACAAGACCACAAGAAUGCAAAAGAAAGAACAAGACUAUAA